Molecule: messenger RNA, 4052 nt
Organism: Ornithorhynchus anatinus (platypus)
Lineage: Eukaryota; Metazoa; Chordata; Mammalia; Monotremata; Ornithorhynchidae
Gene: KLF11
Product: Kruppel like factor 11
Exons: 4
Coding region: 73-1584 (503 amino acids)
Biological process (GO): regulation of transcription by RNA polymerase II
Molecular function (GO): RNA polymerase II cis-regulatory region sequence-specific DNA binding; DNA-binding transcription factor activity, RNA polymerase II-specific
Source: RefSeq, a predicted model, not a curated record
AGCCGCCGCCGCGCCAGGGCCGGGGACCCCCCCCAUGCGCCGCCGUCCCCGCUGGAUCUUCCCGCGGCCGCCAUGCGCGCCUCCGGCCUGGGAGAGGCGUCCGCUGCUGACAUCAUGGACAUAUGUGAAUCCAUCCUGGAACGGAAACGCCAUGACAGCGAAAGGUCUACGUGCAGUGUCUUGGAACAGAAUGACAUCGAAGCAGUCGAGGCCCUCGUUUGCAUGAGUUCUUGGGGUCAAAGAUCCCAGAAGGGUGAUCUUUUAAAGAUCAGGCCUCUUACACCUGUCUCGGAUUCUGGGGACUCGACGAUGCACGGUGACGCAGCCGCUUCUGAGUUCCCGAAGGACUUCCACUCUCUGUCAACCCUGUGCAUGACGCCUCCUCACAGCCCAGAUUUUGUGGAGCCAUCGGCCGCGCCCCUCCUGCCCGCCCAAGCGACUUACUCCAGAUCGAGGACGGCCCCGGCCCAGCCAGCCGUCUCGGCGGGGGACCCCGCCUCCGCCCCGGGCACGGGGACGGAGAAGCGGCCGGGCGAGGCCCGCAGGGCCAUGGCGACCAGCGUCAUCCGCCACACGGGAGCCGGCUCGGCGUCCUGCCCGGGGCCCGCGGCCCGCGGGAGCCCCCCCGGGGAGUCGGAAGGCGGGGACCCGGGACGCCCCGAGGAGCCGCGGGCCCCGCCGCCCACGAACGAUUCGACCGGGGGGCCCCCCCCGGCACGCCAGCCCCGUUUGCACGCCUCCGAUCCCUCAGCCCCCUCUGACAAAGGGCGGCAGGCAGCGUGGCCUGCGGCCCUGCAGACUCACCCGCCAAAGAAUCGCGAAAGCGACUUGCCCCGGAAAGCCGCCCCUCUCGUUUCCGUCCCCAGCGCCCCCGUGCUCUGCCAGAUGAUCCCCGUGAACGGACAGGGCGGAAUGAUUUCGGCCUUCCUGAAGCCCCCGGCCCAGACGGGCCCGGGUGCCGUGAAGCCCAUUUUGCCCCAGGCUGCUCCAGUGUCGCAGCCCCUCCUCGUGGGGGCCUCGAUGCCUCAGGGAACCGUGAUGUUAGUUCUUCCUCAGGCUGCCGUCACGCAGCCGCCCCCGGCUUGCCAGCCCGGCGUCGUGACUGUCGGGAACACCAAGUUACUGCCUCUUGCCCCUGCUCCAGUGUUCGUUACCUCCGGUCCAAACUGUGCCCCUCAGAUGGACUUUUCCAGAAGAAGAAAUUAUGUUUGCAACUUUCCAGGCUGCAGGAAAACGUACUUCAAAAGUUCUCACCUCAAGGCCCAUCUUCGCACACACACUGGAGAAAAACCCUUCAACUGCAGCUGGGACGGCUGUGAGAAAAAAUUUGCUCGCUCAGACGAACUCUCUCGCCACCGCAGAACUCACACGGGAGAGAAGAAAUUUGUGUGUCCGGUGUGUGACCGGCGCUUCAUGCGCAGCGAUCACUUGACGAAACACGCCCGGCGUCACAUGACCACAAAGAAAAUCCCCAGCUGGCAAGCGGAGCUCGGCAAACUGAACAGAAUCCCUUCGUCGGAGAAACCUGGCAACGUUAGAGAGGCGUUGGGUUCUCCGGGGUCAUCCGGGCCAGCUUCCGUUUAAAAGGCCAUUUAGGAGAGAAUCCUGAGCUGAGGAAAAAGCCUUCUCCAGCAAGCGAUACUUUGUAAUGACUAAAUACAGAAUUUCUCUUCCCGGUCUUUUGGUUUAGUUUUGUUUAUUUGAUGUAUUGAAAGCAUGUUCACACUUUUUUCCCCCCCCUUUAGUGGGGGCCCUGUUCAAUGAGAUUCUUCAUUUGAGGCUUUUUUAAAAAAAAUUUUUAAGGAAAAAAGAAAAAAAGGUCAAUCUGUAUCACCAGCAUGAAACAAAUCAAAACUGUAGGAGAAGUAUAAUUCUGGCAAUAAGGUUUACGAAAAAUGACUCAAAAACUUUGCAUUCGUGUUAGAGAAAACUCAACAGGGUGACUAAUUUUUCUAAUAGUGUUUUCUAUAACAAGGUUUUUAUCGUAGGUGGUCGACACAGUUUCUAAAUAGUGAAUUUGAAGUCAGUGGAAAGUAUUUUAUAAUUGAUUAGCAAACUUGAAACAUCCUUCAGCAAAAAUAAAUCUUCAUCAUUGAACUUUUUAAGCCGAAUCAUUUUUUAAACUCAUAUCAGUUGAACAAGGGCCCUUGAAAGGGGGGAAAAAUGCAGCGAACAUCUUCAUAAAAUUCCAAAAGUCAAAUCAUGUCGUUUAUAUCAAAUCUCAUCAGUUCCAGUGUAUUCGAGGCUACGGUUUGGAAGGCUGAAAUUUUGAAGAACCGGGCCCUGGCAAGUUUAUGCACAAACCCAAGAGUGACUUGUGAAAAAUGUCGCAUAACAUGUUCGUGUUCUCAUACGAAGGAGAAAAUUAGCCGAAAAUACAACGUCGACGACAAAAAAUUCUGGCUGGUGACCAGGAAACUGUUGCGUGUUGCUUGACGUGCAGAAGUUAGUGUCAUUAAAGGACAUGGAUUUUUAUUUUCUGGAUUAAAAAUGAUCUUUUUUUUACUGCUUUUAUUAUUCAGCAUCCAGUAGUGAACAGUUGGUUUCCAUUCACCAGUAUCUGAAACACCAAAAAAUGUGAAGUUAGGUCAUGUUAAAAAAAACAACCACCACUCCUAUCGAAAGUCUUUCGUUGUGGCCUUAAACUAUAUAGUAUGUCGUAUGUAGACUUAUCUCCUCCGGUAAGUGGAAGUGUCCAACUAGCUGAAUGAACUUUUCUCUUCUUUCACCAAAGUAUAGUGCAUCUAAAGUGAAACACAGAAAGUGUGCAAACUGUCAGAUUUUUAUUUUUCCUGCCACCCCUUCACUGUUCAAGUUUGAAGAAAAACCCAGAAACCAUUGUCUCGGAAAUCAUCUGGGUUUUCAAAGAUUAUUCUUUGAACAAGCAGAGAAAAUUAUUUCAAAGGGGAGGGAAAAGGAAUUGUUUUCUUCAUUUCCCAUCCACGAGAGUACCGCCCUGUUGCCAAAGGAUUCCGUUCCUUAAUUACCAUUGAAUUUUGGGUUGUGUUGAGCAUUGUUCAACAGCUCUAGAAUACAGAAUGCAUAAUAGGGAAUGCACUGUAUGUUGCACUACUUUUGUGUAUGACUCCUCAUCUUCUUGUGCAGUAUAUAUAUAUCUAGAUUUUUAUGUCUUGAAUAUAGGUAUUGGCAGUUUGCCCCUAUAAAAAUUUCUGAUAAAUUGAAAUAUUGAAGUUGAUGUACUGAGUUUUUUGUGGCUAGCAUAUUGUAUCCAUAUUUUUUAUUCUCUCAUUUGAUACUUAUUGAACUCUCCUGCCUUGUCACCAUGUUAUUUGAUAUGUAUUCUACGUGUAAGUGGUCAUGUACUUAGAAGAGAGUUCUUGGAAGCUCAUUUUCUGCUAAAAGGUACACUUCCCUAGUGCCGUAUUGACACCCAGAUGGUAGCGAGCAGUUGGCCCGGAAUUAGAAUGUGGCGGCGUGAGGGGGGUGCUAUUAUUCCCCUUUUCCCUCACCUUCCACUCAAUCCUUAAUCAACACAAACCUUUUUACGACUGCACGAAAUAUGCAGAGCCCCAAAUCUAGGGAUCUCAGUUGCUUUACGUACAAAAUUGUAUUCAUAGUUACGUUAGUCAUGCUAUGACUCCCAGAUGAGAAAAGAUCUUUGGGACGCAUUUUCACAUAUUGCUCCGAUCCCUGACGGUUUUGAAUGAUGUGAUUCCAGAAAAAAAAAUAAUUGUGUCGAUAAUGGUUUCCGUUAAGGCAGAGAUUUCUCCCUAGAGACUCUUCGCUUAUAAAGGUGAGGCUUUCUCUUUUCAGAUUGGGGAAAAAAAUGCCCCCUCCAAAAGAGAAAAAUUACCUAAAGGAAGAACCAGAACACUUUGGUUUUUCAUUUCUGACUCUCUCUCUCUGAAGUCUCUCAGUAUCAUGGUUUAAGUGUAUAAGGCAAGCUUUCCCAGUGCACUUUAUCGCCUGAGCAGUUUUGCUUGAUCUCUUUAAGUAGUUCCAAGAAUAAAUUUUUUGGAUGUUUCAUAAUUCUGUUUUUGUAACAAAUUUUUCAAUGUAAUAUUUAAUAAAAACUGUAAUCCUCCUUUGAA